UUUUGGCUCCUACCUCAAUCCAUGGUGCUGCGAGGCGGCAACCAGGUCGCGGCAGCUGCGCUGUUCCUCUUUUCUGAAGAAUUCUCGCGACCAACAACUGCAUCCACGUCCCCUACACCGUUGACGAGGAAGAAGGGCAAAGGGAAGCGCAAGCAGAAACCACCGGAAACCGGUGUUUCCACCCCGAAAGAGCCAAGGCCCGAGAAGAACGAGCAAUAUGCUGACCAACUUACGGGAUUGAUGGGCAAAGAACGCCAGCGAUUGGCGCAACAAGUGAUGAUUGCUGCGGAGAAGGGCAACAAGAAAGCCAUUUACCUUCUUCUUCAUCAGCGCAUGCUCACUCCUUCUCAUUGCAUUGGCUUGAAAGGGUUUUCACCGCUGCAUCAUGCAUCCUCCCGCGGUCACUUGGACAUAGCGCAGAUGCUGCUGUCGUUUGGAUGGCCAAUUGACCGCGCAAACGAUAUGGGAGAAACGGCGUUGCAUCUGGCGUGCUAUGGUGGCCAUGCCCAUUUGGUUGAGUUUUUCCUUGAUAAGGGUGCGCAUAUCGAUGCGAUAAACAAGGUAGGAUUGGAUUUGCUUCAAAGUUGUAUAAAUAUUACGGUGUCGGCGGCUUCACAGGACGCUGAAACUCCACUGUUCUACGCCGCACGGAAAGGUCACUUUCGGGUUGUGCGGGUCUUGCUUCGCCGGGAUGCAAACGUGAACCAUCGUAAUCGGUUUGACGAUCUUCCAGAAGACGAAGCAUCCAACGAUGCCACCAGGCUGGAGUUCACCUCAUGUAUGCUUGCAACAAUUGAUGUCACCAGGACCAAAGGUUCUCUUGGUCUUCUAGCCAAAGGAGAGAUCUCUCGUACAGUGCAUCGUACGACAGAUGGCGACGCCGCCCUUCGUUCCAUUCACCGCGAAACUAUUCUCUCCUUCCUUGACACAAAGUCGCUGGGCAUGGCCAUGCAAGUUUGUUUCCGGUGGAAUCGAGCAGCAGACACACCUCGCUUAUGGAAGAGUCUCGGGGUCUCACGAUGGGAACUUAGUUUGAACAAAAGCGUCGGGUUGGGCGUCGUCGCACCCAUGACAGGGUAUCGCCCGACGCCUCGACGGCGUCCUUCCACCACGAGUAGCACCUCGCCUGAAGGCAUCCUGAACGCGACGGGGCAUCUGGGGUACCAUCGCGCGACCCCGUCAAAGCUGCAACUACAGCACCAACAUCCGCAGAAUUGGCGGCGAUCUGGCCAAGACGACAAGACGUCGCUGCCGCCGCGGCCCCAGACUGCUAUGCGCCUUGUGCAAUACCGAUGAACAUGGACUACCUCAACUCAGUAACAUAAAAAGCAGCGUGUUUCUUUAAAUAUGAGAAAAGUAAAUAUUUACACGCAAUGAACGAAUGCGGUGGUGGUGGUGGCGGCAGGAAUUCGCGCAUAAAUAUCAUUGAAUCGGUAAAGCGUGCGAGGGCGCAUGAUCUUGUGUCGCGGAGAGUGCGACCGGGUUGCCGGCGGCGACGACGAUGACGCAGCCUCUUCGUUCAGGAGAAGGGCCAAGACGAACUUGGCGUACUGCAACACGGUCUCCAUGGAAGGCCGCGCGCGCGGGUCAACAUGGAACAUUUGUUCGAGCAGCGGAACAACAGCGUUAGGAAUCAAAGCUGCCCACUGUGGCGUGUUCUGGAGAAUGCCGCGGAAACCUUGUUGGACGAGGACCAGGUACACUGGGUCGUUCACCACCGAUUCGUCCAGCAUAAAGUCUCCGGUGAGCAUGGCAAAGAAAGUCAUUGCGAGCGCCCACACAUCUGCGGCUGCGGGGUCCCAAGGCAGCCCAGUAAACGAUUCCGGCGCCAUGUAGUUGCGUUUUCCACCGGCCCAGUUUGUCGGGACUUGCAAUGGCAUUGCAGCGCCAAAAUCCAUGAGUUGAAUUUGCAUAUCGCGGCCGAGAAGGACGUUUUCCAACGACAAGUCACCGUGCGCGUACCCCAGUUGAUGGAGUGCCGCAACGGCGGACGCGAGUUGUUCGAAGUACACGAGCGACAUGUGCGUGCCGAUACGUUUGUUCGCAAGGACGAGAUCAAACAAAUCUCCAUUCGGGCAAUACUCGAGGACGAGGCAAACAUGGGAGUCGUCAUCGUGAAAGCAUUCAAGAAGGGGCAAGAUGUUGGGGUGUCCGCCCGCGGCUUGAAGCAUGUGAUAGAUCGUGCACUCGACGUCAACGUCGACGGGUGUGGUUUUGUUUCGUUUGAGCACGACGUUCAUGUCUGUGCAUACGUCGCGGCAGAGCACUACGUCCGGCGCAAGGAGCGGCCGCACGGGCAUGUAUCGACGCGUCGCCAUCUUUCGGGGAUUCGGAAAAUGAUACCAAGAACAAUCAUCGCAUUCGCAACAAAAACUAACGUUGGAACUGGCCAUUUGGUGAGAGUUUUUUGUUGCAAUCAUUUUUCGGUCAAUAUCUUGCCUUUUCCUUCCGCUGGGGCCUCCACGCACUCUCCACAGAGUCAUCAU
Molecule: messenger RNA, 2486 nt
Organism: Aphanomyces invadans
Lineage: Eukaryota; Oomycota; Saprolegniomycetes; Saprolegniales; Verrucalvaceae
Exons: 6
Coding region: 22-1296 (424 amino acids)
Biological process (GO): regulation of gene expression
Cellular component (GO): nucleus
Molecular function (GO): protein binding
Source: RefSeq, a predicted model, not a curated record